Molecule: messenger RNA, 2458 nt
Organism: Sesamum indicum (sesame)
Lineage: Eukaryota; Viridiplantae; Streptophyta; Magnoliopsida; Lamiales; Pedaliaceae
Product: aluminum-activated malate transporter 4
Biological process (GO): malate transport
Source: RefSeq, a predicted model, not a curated record
UCAAAACGAGAAGUAACAGAAAAUCUGAGGUUGUAUUAACAAAUACGUAAAGACGGGUAGCAACCAACCAACCAUUUGUCCAAGUGACGGACGCGCCGAACACGUAGACAUGGGUGGCUCAAAAAUGUAUAAACACAAACCAAGAAUGCGCGCAUGCACGAAGAAGGAGCGACAGAGGAGUCGAGGAAUCGUGAAAAGAAGCUUUUGCUAUUGAAACAUAUCCUUCAAUACUCACCUGCCUUCUUUUCACAUUGUUUCAUCCCAGAAAUUUUCGCUAAGAAAUCUCUGUGGAUGAAGUUAGAUCACUAACGUAUUCUGAAGCAAGAAAUUGCAGUUACCCACCAACGAUUUCAGAUCAAUCGUGAUAUUUCCCUUCAGAAAUUUGAAAAGAAAUCAAUUGCCCAAUUGUAGUCAUCCCUUCCGUCGCAAUUCUUGCGUUUACUCCUCGUGUUUGGAUUCAAUAGUUUAUUGUUUCGUUUGUUUGGCUAUGAAUCUACGUGUUUUUGCACGAUGAUUUUCGUUGAUUCUUGAUUCUUUUACGCCGUUUCUACUUGCAUAAGAGGCUCGAUGGCGUCGCAUUCGGGGUCAUUGAGAGGAAGUUUUGCGGAGAGCAGCAGAGUGAGAUUGAUUCCGGGUAAGUAUUAUUCCGACGAGGGAUUGAACGAUUCUUAUGGCAAAAAUCAUGGUUGCUUUCGUCGUAUGUUUCAAGCAAUUGGAGAGAGAUUUUUGGGGUGGUGGAGGGAUGUUAAGGGAACUGCAGUUGGGGCAUUUGAAAUGGGAAGAUCCGACCCGAGAAAAGUGAUCUUUGCAGCUAAAAUGGGCGCUGCACUGUCUCUGGUUUCUGUGCUCAUCUUUUUCAGAAAGUCUGCAAGUUAUUUUACUCUGAAUCACAUCUGGGCUAUUCUCACUGUAAUUGUUGUGUUCGAGUUUAGCAUAGGCGCUACACUUAACAAAGGGUUUAACCGAGCGCUGGGAACCUUAUCUGCUGGAGCACUUGCUCUGGGGAUUGCAGAAUUGUCUAAGGCGACGGGAGCAUUGCAUCAAGUUGUGGUUGUGGUCAGCGUUUUUCUCGCAGGUUUUUUGGCUAGUUAUUUGAAGUUGCACCCAGCUAUGAAGCAGUACGAAUAUGGAUUUCGCGUGUUCUUGUUGACAUUUUGUAUCGUAUUGGUAUCUGAAACCCCAGAUUUUCUUAAAACUGCUGUUUCUAGAUUGCUGCAAAUUAUGGUCGGUGCUGGUGUUUGCUUGGUCAUGAACGUAUGCGUUUUCCCUAUUUGGGCUGGUGAGGAUUUGCAUAAGCUGGUUGUCAAAAAUUUUCGAGGGGUUGCAACAUCUUUGGAAGGGUGUAUCAAUAUGUACUUGCAGUGUGUUGGAUAUUCAAGAAUACCGUCAAAAAUUCUGGUCUACCAGGCUGCUGAUGAUAUUCUUUAUAAGGGAUAUAGAGCUGCUGUAGAGUCCACUAGCCAAGAGGAGUCACUGUUAGGUUUCGCUGUAUGGGAACCGCCCCAUGGCCGUUACAAAAUGUUCAGAUAUCCCUGGAGCGAAUAUGUUAAACUCAGUGGUGCUCUCAGGUAUUGUGCUUUCAUGGUAAUGGCGUUGCACGGGAGUAUACUUUCAGAAAUACAGGCAUCAUCUGAUUUAAGGCGGGCAUUUAGUGAUGGAAUUCGGAGGGCUGGUGUUGAAGGAGCUAAAGUCUUGCGACUGCUUGGUGAAAAAUUAGAAAAGAUGGAGAAAUUGAACCCAGAGGACCCUCUCCAGGAAGUCCAUGAUGCCGCUGAGAAUUUGCAGAUGAUGAUCGACCAAAAGUCUUAUCUUCUAGUAAAUGCAGAGAGUUGGGCAAUUGAAAAACGACCCCCAAAUUCUGAAGAACAAGAACAACGUCAAGAACUCAGGGAGAGGGUAAACAAGCCAUCCUUGGUAAAGUCUCUUAGUGCAUUAGUCCAUCACAAUCCAGCCCCAAUUUUACCAAAAUAUGAUCCACACAAUGCUAACAGGAGCAAUAGUUUCUCUCUUUCCCGAUGGCAUUCUGGGGAGGACAUGUUUAAACAGCAGACAGUGUGGCCUUCACGCCUCUCACUCCUUGGUGAUUCCAUUCUCAAUGAGCGCGAAGUCAGGACAUAUGAAAGUGCAAGUGCUUUGUCGCUUGCAACGUUUACUUCUUUGUUGAUUGAGUUUGUUGCGAGGCUACAGAACCUCGUGAACUCAUUUGAAGAACUCAGCGAGAAGGCUAAGUUCAGGGAGCCCGUUGAGUCGACUGAAACACAAAUGGUUGUUGGAUGAGAUUAGGCUAUCAAUACGAAUAAUUGCACAGUGCUUCAUGAUAUCUAACAUCAUCAAAAAGUAAUUCGAAUUCAAAAAAUACAUAGACACCCCUUAGUCAUAUUUUAUAGUAAAGUUUCUCCUCUGGCUGUCCGAUUUUUGGAGGGAGUCUUCUCCGAGGUAGCUUGCUGUAGUUUUGAUG